This is a messenger RNA of Mollisia scopiformis, 913 nucleotides long. RefSeq lists its product as uncharacterized. The record is from RefSeq and is a predicted model, not a curated record. Bases 129 to 644 code for a protein of 171 amino acids. NCBI's taxonomy places the organism in Eukaryota, Fungi, Ascomycota, Leotiomycetes, Helotiales, Mollisiaceae. The transcript has a single exon.
GUCGAGAUCACCGACAACCACCGACAAACCAUCUUCGAGAUACACAGCACCGGCGAGUCGAGUACAGAAGAUUACAAUACCCCUUUCGAAACCUACUCUUUUUCUCACCGACAACCCUUCACAUCAACAUGCAUUCUCCACGCUCACCCCGCUCUCCUCGAUUCCGAGGCUCGCGCCCCUCGUUCCGCCCUUCAGCACCCCGCAGCCGAACAUCCAGCUACUCCUCGGGAAGUAGCAGCUCCGACGACCUGCUCGAAGAUACCACCCUGUUUACCGACACCAUCGGAGGUGUGACAAUUCAUCUCACCAAGUUUGGCGGACCAGGUCAGUCUCCCCGCUGCCGAGCAUGGAAAGCAGACAUGAAAGUGUAUCUCGAUGCAAAGGGAAUGGGCGAUUAUAUCCGCUCCGAUAUGCAGAGCGACAACUUCCAUUAUAUCGAGGAUGAGGUCUUGGCAAAGAUGGACAGAGAAAGAAAGGCAAUGAUUUGGUUCAGUGUCGAGGAGGAUGUCCGCAGAGAACAUCUGAUGGACCUAUGCGACAGGGACUCUACAAGCGAGGAUGUAUGGAAGAGACUCCACGAGAGGCUCGGAGCAGAUAAGCCAUAUGAGCCUCUGCCACCGUUGAGCUUGGAGGAUGAAGAGUAAAGGCUUCACCUGGGCCAAGACAAGUUUUCUAUUUCUAUCGAACGAUCAGAUAUCAUCUCUAUAUACUACACCUCGCGGAAUCCGCAUUUUCUUAGGAUGUUUGUCAUAGGGUUGCAUUCAAGGCAUGGAGUUUAGGGGCUUACGGUACAAUGUACCAACAUCUGGGGACAUUUGGGCUUCACCUUACGGACUCUCAUUCACGAGACAAAUUUCAUGUCUCUCUCAUUCUUAGCAUUUCUUUGCAAGGAGUAUCGCGGAUAUCACCAAUA